Messenger RNA from Williopsis jadinii, 1011 nucleotides. It is a transcript of the gene OAC1, whose product is annotated as Oac1p. The record is from RefSeq and is a predicted model, not a curated record. The transcript has a single exon. NCBI's taxonomy places the organism in Eukaryota, Fungi, Ascomycota, Saccharomycetes, Phaffomycetales, Wickerhamomycetaceae. Bases 11 to 961 code for a protein of 316 amino acids. Gene Ontology annotation, biological process: transmembrane transport.
GGUCAUUGAAAUGUCGGAGAAGUCAGCAGCCCAGAAGGUUUCCACUUUUGGAGGAUUUCUCGCUGGUGGUCUCGCAGCAUGUGGAGCCGUGACGUUCACCAACCCUAUAGAACUUGUCAAGACAAGAAUGCAACUCCAAGGAGAGCUGUCUGCGUCAUCACAGAAGGUGUAUAGAAAUCCAUUCCAGGCUUUGGUCACGAUCUAUAAGAAUGAAGGUGUCCGAGGGCUACAGAAGGGGCUUGUCUGUGCGUAUAUCUACCAACUAGGUCUAAACGGUUGUAGAUUAGGUCUCUACGAGCCCACUAGACGUUUGCUCAACGGAGUGCUGUUCAGGAAAGAAGAGGACCCAUCAAGAAUCCAAUCCAUCCCUGUUAACGUUGUAGCAGGUGCACUUUCCGGUAUGGCAGGUGCUGUUAUUGGCUCGCCUCUAUUCUUGAUCAAGACUCGUAUGCAGAGCUACUCUGAAAAGGUGGCCGUUGGUGACCAAACCCAUUACAAGAGCACAUUUGACGGAUUGUAUCAGAUCUGGAAGAAAGAAGGUAUUGCCGGAUGGUUCAGAGGCAUCAACGCUGCCAUCAUCAGAACCGGUAUGGGCUCUUCCGUUCAAUUGCCUAUCUACAACUGGGUGAAGAACUUCCUUCUCAAGCACCAUCUGGUCGAUGAAGGUUACUCCUUGCACCUCAUCUCGUCCACAUUUGCCGGUAUCGGUGUCGGUGUGGUCAUGAACCCGAGCGAUGUUAUCCUGACGAGAAUGUACAACCAAAGUGGCAGCCACUACACCGGUGUCGUUGACUGUUUUGUCAAGACCGUGAGGAUAGAAGGCUUUGGUGCACUCUACAAGGGCUUCUUCGCACAGCUGAUGAGAAUCGCACCUCACACCAUCCUGACGUUGACGUUCAUGGAGCAGACCAUGAAGCUCAUGCACAGAGUGGAGAGGGACUUCCUUGUGCUAGAGGUAUAGAUAUAGAACCACCAGCAUUAGACUUAGCCAACAGUGUUAUUCGUUUCGGA